Messenger RNA from Aspergillus thermomutatus, 885 nucleotides. Its product is annotated as sulfurtransferase. Gene Ontology annotation, biological process: transsulfuration. The transcript has 2 exons. Gene Ontology annotation, cellular component: mitochondrion. NCBI's taxonomy places the organism in Eukaryota, Fungi, Ascomycota, Eurotiomycetes, Eurotiales, Aspergillaceae. The record is from RefSeq and is a predicted model, not a curated record. Bases 1 to 885 code for a protein of 294 amino acids. Gene Ontology annotation, molecular function: thiosulfate-cyanide sulfurtransferase activity.
AUGACAAGCCCCUUCUCAAGAAUCCUGGUCUCACCAGCCCAAUUCCACAACGCUGUGAAUUCACCCACAACUACUCGGCGGAUCAUCCCCGUGGCCGCUGGCCGGCGCGCAGUACAUACCCCCGCCUAUCAUGCCCAGCAUAUCCCUAACUCCAUCUUCUUCGACAUGGACCUCGUUAGAGAUAGCUCCUCGCCAUACCCGCAGAUGCUCCCCACCGCCUCACACUUCGCAUCCUGCGUCGCAGCCCUAGGCAUCACGAAGGACGACGUACUCGUCAUCUACGACGCCGUAGACGUGGGGAUCUACAGCUCCCCGCGCGUCGCGUGGAUGUUCAGCCUCUUCGGCCACGACGCCGUGCACGUCCUGAACAAUUUCCGGGUGUACGUGCAGCAGGGCUACCCCGUCGCCAGCGGGGAGAUGCACCCCCUCCCGUCUGUCGCCGAGUAUCCCGUUUCCCCGGUGGACGGCGACCGGGUGAUUUCGUUCGAGGAGUUGAGGGAGCUGGUGUUGGGUGGUUCGGAGGGGUUCCAGAUUGUUGACUCGAGGAUUGCGGGGCGGUUUACUGGGGAGGAGGCUGAGGCUGUGCCUGGGUUGAGUUCGGGGCAUAUGCCGCGGGCGAUCAAUGUGCCGUUGGCGGCGAUGCUGGAGGAAGACUCGAGUGAGUUUUUGUCGGUGGAGCGGUUGAGGGCUUUGUUUGAGAGGGCUGGGGUUGAUGGGCGGGUGCCGUUGGUUUUGACGUGCAAUUCGGGGGUUACGGCUGCGGCGCUGGAUUUGGCGCUGGGAGAGACGGGGUACAUGAACCCUCGGCGGAUCUACGAUGGGAGUUGGAUGGAGUGGGCUCGGAGGGUGGAUCGGCCGGAAUUGAUUGUCAAGAAUGUGCGAUGA